Messenger RNA from Propithecus coquereli (Coquerel's sifaka), 906 nucleotides. Its product is annotated as partitioning defective 6 homolog beta. Gene Ontology annotation, molecular function: protein kinase C binding. Gene Ontology annotation, biological process: regulation of cellular localization; centrosome cycle; establishment or maintenance of cell polarity. The record is from RefSeq and is a predicted model, not a curated record. NCBI's taxonomy places the organism in Eukaryota, Metazoa, Chordata, Mammalia, Primates, Indriidae. The transcript has a single exon. Gene Ontology annotation, cellular component: nucleus; apical plasma membrane; cell cortex. The coding region runs from base 121 to 837 and encodes 238 amino acids.
UAAACAGAAGAAGCAGACUAUAGUGCCUUUGGUACAGACACACUAAUAAAAAAGAAGAGUGUUUUAACCAACGUGUUGCGUCCUGACAACCAUAGGAAGAAGCCACAUAUAGUCAUUAGUAUGCCCCAAGACUUCAGACCUGUGUCUUCUAUUAUAGACGUGGACAUUCUCCCAGAAACGCAUCGUAGGGUUCGUCUUUACAAAUACGGCACUGAGAAACCCCUAGGAUUCUACAUCCGGGAUGGCUCCAGUGUCAGAGUGACACCACAUGGCUUAGAGAAGGUCCCAGGGAUCUUUAUAUCGAGGCUUGUCCCAGGAGGUCUGGCUCAAAGCACAGGACUAUUGGCUGUUAAUGAUGAAGUUUUGGAAGUUAAUGGCAUAGAAGUUUCAGGGAAGAGUCUCGAUCAAGUAACAGACAUGAUGAUUGCCAACAGCCGCAACCUCAUCAUAACAGUGAGACCAGCAAACCAGAGGAAUAAUGUUGUUAGGAACAGUCGGACUUCUGGCAGCUCCAGCCAGUCUACUGAUAAUAGCCUUCUUGGCUAUCCACCGCAGAUCGAACCAAGCUUCGAGCCAGAGGAUGAAGACAGUGAUGAAGAUGACAUUAUUAUUGAAGACAAUGGAGUGCCACAGCAGAUUCCAAAAGCUGUUGCAAAUACCGAGAGCCUGGAAUCCUUAACACAAAUAGAACUCAGUUUCGAGUCUGGACAGAAUGGUUUUAUUCCCUCUAAUGAAGUGAGCUUAGCACCCGUAGCAAGUGGCACAAACACAGAAUUUGAUACACAUGCUCCAGAUCAAAAACUCUUAGAAGAAGAUGGAACAAUCAUAACAUUAUGAAACCAUUGUUUGAAUGUUUCUGAGUGAGGAUGCCAUGGGGACUUGUACAUUUGGCUAGUUUAAAGCAUA